Centruroides sculpturatus (bark scorpion) is the source of this 1851-nucleotide messenger RNA. RefSeq names its product signal peptide peptidase-like 2A. The record is from RefSeq and is a predicted model, not a curated record. The coding region runs from base 132 to 1700 and encodes 522 amino acids. Lineage: Eukaryota; Metazoa; Arthropoda; Arachnida; Scorpiones; Buthidae. Gene Ontology annotation, cellular component: lysosomal membrane; Golgi-associated vesicle membrane; lumenal side of endoplasmic reticulum membrane. Gene Ontology annotation, biological process: membrane protein proteolysis. The transcript has 15 exons. Gene Ontology annotation, molecular function: aspartic endopeptidase activity, intramembrane cleaving.
UUUGUCAUUGAAUUAUAUAAUUUAAACUAGUAUUUUAUAUUGAAGUAAAAAUUUUAAAUAUUGGACUAUUGGAAAUCAUCUGAUGCACUCACCAUCACCAUCCAGUUCAGAUUAAGUAGAUAAAUAUAGAUAUGAUCAGAAUGGUAAUUUGCGAUUAUGGUGUUCUCUCUGUUAAAUCUGGUCACACACAGAUGGAAUUCUGCAUGAUAUAUUAUCCGGAAUAUGCCAGCUUACCAAAAACAAUAGACGAAGACAAGUACGAGUCUCUCUAUUACGCUUCGACACUAAACACCUGUGACAAUUCAUCUUCGGAAGGAGACACAAAAUUUGAAGAUCAUGCGGUUUUGGUCCAGAUACAGAACUGUAGUUUAUUCAAUCAGGCCGAAGUUAUCAAAAAUGGUGGCGGGCUCGCCCUGCUGACGUACGGUUCGGCGGAGAUGUUGGUCAAAGAAGAUCCUCCAAACAAACUCGAUAUUCCAGUUGUCUGGAUAACAAAUAGAACUUCCGAGAAAUUACAGGAUCUGUUACCCGAUGCAAAAGUGUUCUUAUAUUCGCCACCGAGUUCAAAUUUCGAUUACAGUCUUUUGAUUAUAUGGAUUUUUGCCGUGUUUUCGGUGGUGGUCGGAUCUUACUGGUCGGGAGUGGUUCGGCAUUCGUUACACUUGAAAGAAAUGAGCAAGCUUCCAAAAGCAGAAAAUAAUUCUGAGAGUGUGCAACAGUCCUCCCAGUCAUCCACCGAGGGAGAGGAGAGUUCGCUCAAUGUUUCUCCGCUAAUCAUUGUCGUCUUUGUGAUUUGCAUGGGAUUAAUGCUUGUUCUUCUCUACUUCUGUUUUAAUUAUUUAGUUUAUAUCAUCAUUGGAUUAUUUGUUCUGGCUUCCGCCAUCUCCGUUUAUCAAAAUUUAAAUGCGCUGAUGCAAAAGGUUCCCGUCGGAACUUGCCUUUUCUUCCAAUGUUCCGCACUUGGCACCAAGUGGAGCUGUCAGGUGCGACAGAUGGUUCUGGCAUGCGCGGCUCUAGCCCUCUCCCUGACCUGGCUGGUGUUGAGAAAAGAAAGCUACUCUUGGAUUCUUCAAGAUCUAUUGGGAAUUUCAUUUUGCAUAAAUUUGUUACAAUCAAUUAGACUUCCAAAUCUGCAGAUAUGCACAAUUUUGUUAGUGUUGCUCUUUUUCUACGACAUCUUUUUCGUCUUCGUCACUCCCCUGUUAACUGUGAAAGGAGAGAGCGUCAUGGUAGAAGUUGCAACGGGUGGUACUUCCGGUGAACAGAUCCCGAUGGUGCUGAAGGUGCCGCACCUGACUUUCAACGGUCUGAGCGUUUGUCGUUACCUGAACUACUCGCUCCUGGGAUUCGGAGACAUCCUGGUUCCGGGUCUGCUGAUCGCCUACUGCCACGGAUUCGACCUGAUCGCCGACACCGGAAGAGUUUACUUCGCGCUGUCCUCCGUGGCCUACGGCUCGGGCCUGCUGGUCACCUUCGUGGCCCUGUACCUGAUGAACACGCCGCAACCGGCCCUUCUGUACCUGGUUCCGGCCACCUUGCUCCCCCUCCUGUUGGCGGGAUGGUUCCGAGGAGACCUGCGCCGGCUGUGGUGGGGAAUAAAGAGAACCGGUCGGGAGCUGGCCAGCUCGCCGGAAGUGGAAACUCCCUCCUUGCCGGAAGUCACCGAGGAAGCGGCGGAGGACGCCGAACUGUUGAAGUGAGUCCCGCCGGGGGCGGGAAGAGAGAGACAGAAGGAUAUUUUUGUACUUAAAAGGCCCGUCCGCCGCCGUCUGUCCAUAUCGCGCUUCCGGUUCUUUGGCCGGCGGCGGGCGUGUCUCGGUCUGUAGCGUGGAAUAAAGGAAACUUUUUGUA